Molecule: messenger RNA, 1803 nt
Organism: Vigna angularis (adzuki bean)
Lineage: Eukaryota; Viridiplantae; Streptophyta; Magnoliopsida; Fabales; Fabaceae
Product: VAN3-binding protein
Exons: 7
Coding region: 58-1539 (493 amino acids)
Biological process (GO): leaf vascular tissue pattern formation; phloem or xylem histogenesis; auxin-activated signaling pathway
Source: RefSeq, a predicted model, not a curated record
UUCUCUGAACAAAACAAAACCUCUUCAUCUUCGUUUCUUCAAAACCCGAACCCGAUAAUGGAAAAUGAGCGACCCGCGUGGAGACCCGACCCGUUUCACAGCACGGCUCCCCGUGACCCCAUGGAGUUCCUCUCGCGGUCGUGGAGCGCCUCCGCGAUGGAAGUCUCCAAGGCUCUCUCUUCGUCUCAACAGCUUCCACCUUGUUCCAAAACCAACAACAACAACAACCACCUUAACCUCUGUUCCAACAAUUCUAAUGCGUCUGUGAUACUCGAAGACAUAGCGGGAGAAGUUGAAGAAUCCGCCACUGUUUCUGGCAACCCGUUCUCCUUUGCUUCCUCUGAGACCUCGCAGAUGAUUAUGGAUCGUAUCAUGUCUCACUCCUUUGGUCAGCAGGAGGUAUCGCCAAGGACCUCAGGAAGGCUCUCUCACAGCAGUGGCCCUCUUAAUGGCUCCCUGACAGACAGCCCCCCGGUUUCCCCUUCUGAGAUUGACGAUUUCAAGUAUAACCGUUCGAACAACAACCACAACGCCACCAGCAUCAUCACCGGUCUCAAUGGUCAAUACUGGGGUGCCGGCGGCGCUGCCGCCGCCGCCGCCGCAGGCGGUGGUAAGACAGUGGGGAGGUGGCUGAAGGACAGGAAGGAGAAGAAAAAGGAGGAGACCAGGGCGCACAAUGCUCAGCUCCACGCUGCUGUUUCGGUUGCUGGCGUCGCUGCCGCAGUUGCUGCCAUCGCCGCCGGCACUGCCGCCUCUUCCGGUUCCGGAAAGGACGAGCAGAUGGCAAAGACUCACAUGGCGGUGGCAUCGGCGGCCACUCUGGUGGCAGCCCAGUGUGUGGAGGCGGCCGAGGCCAUGGGUGCCGAGCGCGACCACCUGGCCUCGGUGGUCAGCUCCGCCGUGAACGUGAGGUCCGCCGGCGACAUCACGACGUUGACGGCAGCUGCAGCCACAGCUUUACGCGGUGCUGCCACGUUGAAAGCGAGGGUCCUUAAGGAGGUUUGGAAUAUAGCAGCCGUGAUUCCUGUGGAGAAGAAUUUGGGUGGCGGUGGUGGCGGCGGUGGCGGCGGAGGUAACGGUAGCGGUAGUAAUGGCAGCUCUAAUAGUAGCUUCAGUGGUGAAAUUGUGCCAGAAGAAAACUUCUUGGGUAUCUGCAGCAGAGAAUUGCUGGCCAGAGGUUGUGAACUUCUCAAACGCACACGCACCGGUGAACUGCAUUGGAAAAUUGUAUCCGUUUACAUAAACAGGAUGAACCAGGUUAUGGUGAAGAUGAAGAGCAGGCACGUUGCUGGGACCAUCACAAAAAAGAAGAAGAAUGUGGUGCUUGGAGUGAUCAAAGACAUGCCUGCAUGGCCCGGUCGCCACUUGCUUGAAGGUGGAGAGAACCGUCGCUACUUUGGUUUGAAAACAGUGAUGCGUGGUGUUGUUGAAUUUGAGUGCAGAAAUCAGAGAGAGUACGAUGUGUGGACUCAGGGUGUGUCAAGGCUUCUAUCUAUUGCUGCUGAGAGGAACAACAGAAACAGAAUAUGUAACGUUUGAUUGUGAAGAAAUUUUGGGAUUUGGGAAAAGGGAAAAGGGUAAAGGGAAAGGGAAAAGGGAUGAUCCUUGCUUGUAUGAUUGAUGAUGAUAAUGAUCUAAUGAACAUGGUAGUAUAUCUUUUGAUACUUGACGGGGUUGGGGGUUUGAUCCAAAUGUAAAAAAUUGAAAUGAAGUUCCAAUUAUGUUAUAUGAGGGUUUUCUUUCUUUCUUUUGGAUAUUUUUAUGUAUUUUUUGAAUGGGAAAAGUUGGAGAAAAUCAUGUGAA